Messenger RNA from Aspergillus eucalypticola CBS 122712, 1505 nucleotides. Its product is annotated as adenosine kinase. The record is from RefSeq and is a predicted model, not a curated record. Gene Ontology annotation, biological process: purine ribonucleoside salvage. Bases 106 to 1167 code for a protein of 353 amino acids. Gene Ontology annotation, molecular function: adenosine kinase activity. The transcript has 7 exons. Lineage: Eukaryota; Fungi; Ascomycota; Eurotiomycetes; Eurotiales; Aspergillaceae. Gene Ontology annotation, cellular component: cytosol; nucleus.
CUCCCUCUUCUCUCUUCCCUUCUUCUCCCUCUCUAUAUCCUCCCUUGCCUUUUCUAUACUCUCUACCUCUUUUCUCCCCCAUUUCAUUCCAUUCCACCCUCCACAAUGGCUGCUGCUCAAGGUUACCCUCUUCUGUGCCUGGAGAACCCCCUCCUCGACAUCCAGGCUGUCGGUGAUGCCGCCCUUCUGCAGAAGUAUGGCCUGAAGGACAACGAUGCUAUCCUUGCUGAGGACAAGCACAUGGGUCUCUACGACGAGCUGUUCGCCAAGAACGAUGUCAAGCUGAUCGCCGGUGGUGCUGCCCAGAACACUGCCCGUGGUGCCCAGUACGCUCUUCCCGCCAGCUCCGUCUGCUACAUCGGAUGUGUCGGCCGUGACAAGUACGCCGAGAUCCUGAAGGAGGCUUGCGAGCAGGCCGGUGUCCACACCGAGUACCGUGUCGAUGAUGCCCAGCCCACCGGCAAGUGCGGUGUCAUCAUCACCGGCCACAACCGCAGCAUGUGCACCCACCUUGCUGCCGCCAACGAGUACAAGAUCGAGCACUUGAAGCAGCCUCACAUCUGGUCUCUCGUUGAGAAGGCCCAGUUCUACUACGUCGGUGGUUUCCACCUUACUGUCUGUGUUCCUGCCAUCCAGGCCCUCGGUGAGGAAGCCGCUGCUAAGAACAAGGUCUUCAUGCUCAACCUCUCUGCCCCCUUCAUUGCCCAGUUCUUCAAGGACCAGCUGGACAGCGUCCUCCCCUACACCGACUACACCUUCUGUAACGAGACCGAGGCUCGUGCUUUCUCUGAGAGCCACAGCUGGGGCACCGACGACGUCGUCGAGAUCGCCAAGAAGCUGGCUCAGCUCCCCAAGAAGAACUCCAACCGUCCUCGUACUGCCAUCGUGACCCAGGGCACCCUCCCCACUGUCGCUGCCACCGUUAAGCCCAACGGUGAGGUCGAGGUCAAGGAGAUCCCCGUCCGUGAGAUCCCCAAGGAGAGCAUCAACGACACCAACGGUGCCGGUGACGCCUUCUGCGGUGGUUUCUGCGCCGGUAUCGUCCAGGGCAAGUCCCUCGAGGACAGCAUCGACAUGGGCCAGUGGCUCGCUUCCCUCAGCAUCCAGGAGCUGGGUGCCUCUUUUCCCUUCCCCAAGCAGGCCUACACCCCCAUCAACCGCUCCUAAGCAUCCUCCACCAAACACCCACCUUCGGAGGCGUGGAGCCAUAGCUGAUACCUUUUUCUCUCUCAUCUACAAAAAAUUUCCUAUUUUCCCUUCCUCUUCUCUUCUAAAGAUUCAACCUUCUAUACCCCUCACGUCCUUGACUUAACGUCUUAGACUAUGCUGUUUUCAUCAACGGUCUAUGUAUGCGGAUCCUCGCUAUCACGCUUUCCCUUUGGGUUUUAUUUUCAUGAUGAUGGAUAGAUAUUGCAGAGUUGCAGAUGAUGACGUUCUCAACAACGAUUUAAUGAAGAAUUUAUCUUGGUUGUAUAUAUAAUAUAUACUACGAAAUCAGUCGAAAC